AUGUCUUCGACUGGCGCUGACCUUGAGAUGUCUGACCAGUCGAUAGGCAAUGAAAGCGAUACCUCCGGAGGGUCUUUCCGGCCAGAUUGCGACGGCGAAGAAUCAGAUGACGGCCAACUUCGCGGCUCGACAGCCCAGACUUCGCCAGAAAUUCCUCCGCUUCCCGAUCGCCGCGAGAACGACGACCCCGACGAUGACACAGAUGAGGAUAUCGCAAAUGUUCCUCUGGACUACGGGCGUUCCGAUCAAACCUUGGUCCGUCGGGCCCGGAUCGAGCAACGCUGGCACAAGUACUGUGGAGUAAAGGCUGGAGGCUCUGAUGCACUUCCAAAAUGGAGCGAUGCGGAGGAGGCUCUUCGUCAAGUCACCUCCAACGAUGUCCAUCGAUUCCUCAACUACUGCAUGAAGCUCAAGUACGGUGUAGGUGGCAGACACCUAAAAGGCACAAAUAAAGCGAGCGCCCUUAAAGCAGACUGGAAGGGGUUUCAAGGUUACUAUUGGAGAAUCACCCGCGCCAAGCUCAGCCCUGAGGAUAGAGAAGAGAUCAAUGCCGGGAUUCGCAAACUGAUCGACAAGUUCGAGCUAGAUGACCAAGAGCGAGGCAAGGAGCCAGUCUAUGUCCAAGACUUGACCGAAUUGAAUGAGACCAUUCUCCGAACACAGGAAAGGCGAUUCAACUUCGGAUAUGAGCGUAUCCAGAUGUGUCUUUUCAGCAUGAUUGGCAUAUUCACGGUGAAUCGACUGAGUGCUCUGCUGUCCUUACAAUUCAAGCAUCUCCAGUUCUCUAUACAAAAGGAUCCUCAGGGUGGCCCUCCCGUGCUUCUGGCGGAGGUCAGGUCAGAGCAUACGAAGCAAUUCUUCGGGUCUGAAGCUAUUAACACCUUUCCGUUCCCCGAAAUUAUUGACGAUCCGUCGCUUAUCUUCAGCCCCCACGUUUUCCUCUUUGGUAUACUUUUCUGGCUGCAGGCUUUUGAAUCCCCGGCCCUUUCCUCUAUGGAAAAACUCCGAAGUCUAUUUGUUGAAGGUGGUCGCCAGCAGAUGCCACUCCCCUUGAAACCUGAGGUAGAGGAAUAUUAUGUAUUUUGCAAAACUGAAGUGGUCAACGGGCACCCGGUUCUUCUGUGGGAUCAACCUAUGCUCGGUGGCACAAUGUCUGUUCGACUGAAGAAUCUCGGGGAGAUUCAUGGUUGGCUUCAGUCGAUGUUUGCGCACCGCAUGCGCUAUGGAGGUGGAAAAAUGUUGAACAAUAGUGAUGCGGUCAGCGAAGCUCAGCAAAAUUUGAUCAUGAAACACGCAGAUUCUCGCACAUUCCUCAACCAUUACCUUCCGCGACAUGUUGACACGGACAUGCAAAAUGUGAUGAACGGCCGGCAAUCCAACAAACCACUCAUGCGUGCAAUCACCCGCAUGAGCAGGUGGAUUGAUACCAGACGGCCUCGACGCCUGACUCCUGAGCAACGAGCGUCGAUCCGUGAACAUCCAGAGUAUGUCGAAGUGGUCCGGCGAUUGGAUGAGCAAGCUGAAAUCUGCAUCUAUGAUCCGAGUGAACAGAUGCAAUUGCGACGUGACAAACUAACACGCGAAAAGCUCAACACUUUUGGUCGGCUAGAGAGGGCAUUGAGAAAGAAAGUUCGAAUGGAGUUUGAUCGGAAACAGGCGAAUAUAGACAUUGAGCGACAGCUCUCCGGAGCGGCUAUCGACAACGAGGAAGCGAGAAACGUGUUGCGAACAGACAGUAUGCUGCCAGAGCAGAUUGAUCUUCUCGAAAAAUUAGACGAAAUGCUGCUGUCGCUGUUAUCUCGCAAUAUUGUUGUCACCUUGAAGGCGGGCCACUGCGUGGACGACGUAAACGGCCGGCUCCAAGCGAUGGCAGAGCAAACAACAAAGACACUCGUCAUUCCUCCUGAAAUUUCGAAGGAAGAGUUGCUUCUGGAGAGGGCUGGAAACCAUAUCCGGAAGGCUAAAGACCUCGACGAUGUUUCCAGUGUUAUGGCGAUACCCGGUUGUCUGUUCAUCGUCGAACACAAAAGUAUAGCGAAUACAAAUCAACUUUGCGACACUUUCGAGGAAAGCACUUGGAGGAUCGGAGAUGUCAUAUGUGUAGCGAGGAUCUCCUACACGAAAUGCAUCUUCGCAGGCAUGCAGAAGAUGUUCAUCGUCUUGCUACCGAACGCAAUUACUACGCAAAAGAAGAGUCAGGUUCGGACAUUGAUACGGACUGAUGCGUUCAAUCUGUUCAGCUCAGACAACAUGAUGUGGGUGAGUUUAGAUAAAUCAAGGAAAGAGAUUGUCGUCGAAAACUAA
Molecule: messenger RNA, 2304 nt
Organism: Penicillium cosmopolitanum
Lineage: Eukaryota; Fungi; Ascomycota; Eurotiomycetes; Eurotiales; Aspergillaceae
Product: DUF3435 domain-containing protein
Exons: 6
Coding region: 1-2304 (767 amino acids)
Source: RefSeq, a predicted model, not a curated record